UUUCCGAUACAAAUGUGAACGUGAAACAUAAAUUUUAAGGCGGUUUCGUCCUUUUAUGAAACAAUCGGGCCAAAUCUUGUUCCUCGCUCAAACUUAUAAGGUGACCAUCUAAGAGAUGCUGUUUUACUUAGAAGCGACUGUCGCGAGGAAUGCGCCUGAUUGCGUUCGGAUUGAACGUCAGAGCGAAAUUCUAAACUCAGGAAAAGCAGUGUACACAAUAAUGGAAGAAUUAGGAACGAAGAUGGUUGAGUUCGCAAAGUUUUUAUUUCGUUGGUUUUAAAAUUAAUAGUGAAGAUAAUUAAAACUACGUUCUUCGAAACUAAUCUUUUUCGUAGUGAGAAGAAAAGCAUUCAGAUAUACAUAUGUACCUACAGAAGAUAAUCAUGAUACCAAAUAUCAACUAUAAAUGUUUUUGUUAGUUUAUGUGAUUGUGAUUCGCUGAAGGCAAAUAAAAAAAGUGUUACUGCUUGAAAAAGCUGUUUUAAGUUAAACUUGAAAAAAGUAAUUUUUACUGUAAAAUCUAUAAGAAGAAAAGUGUUAUAGGAAUACAUACUAAUGUUUUCCAAGAAAAUCUAGUUAAUUGAACAUCAUUCACAAGUGGAAAGUGUUGUUUGUUCUUUGACCUAAAACUUCAUGAAUGUGAAUAAUGUUCCAACCUUAUCUAGGAGUCACAUCACAGAAACUAGGUGUCACUCGUAGAUCACUCAUUGGCUUCGAUUAAAACGGCUUGAAUUUAUCAACACAUUCGCAUAUCAAUAUUGGUCCACUAUCGCUGGGGAAGCCAGAAUAUGGAAGCCGGUGAUUGUUGUAAAUGGAUACUCUAAUCAAAUCAAUCCUGCUACUUGGGAUUGCGCUAGUCUCCGGGACGAAAAUGGAACAUCGUCCAGCCGAAAUGUCGGAGCUCCGAAUAGAGGCCAUCCGUCAUGACAAUAUGUCCGACCUGCUCCAGCUGAACGUGUCCUGGCGGGCGGAAGAUGCUCUCUACGAGGUCCGGGUCCACCACGUCCCUACGCCAACCUGCUCGAUGGCCGACCAGGAUUCGCCCUUCCAGAACCAGCAAGACAUCAAGUGUGCUCCAAUACUGACGGAAACGUAUCACACUUCGGUUCUCGUUCCCCAGGAUCCGAAAGUUUUCCGAAAGCACGUCUGCUACGUGUUGGCUUUCUGCACCUAUCGCAUCGAGGUCAAAUCCAUGGAUGAUGGCGGCAGCUUAUCCACCUUCUAUCAGGUUCCAGAGUGCGUCGAGGGCAUCUGUUCUUGUUACUACGACAAAAGUCUGCCGAACAUCACCUCCGAAAUGCACAUCGUGGAUGGCCAGCUGCUGGUGAACUGGUCCCUGGGUGAAUACCUCGAAACGAACCUACCCCACAACGUCUCACUGGAUCAUAUACUCGUGACUGUUCGGCGAGGAUUGAACGAGGACCUCGGCUGGGGUGGGCUGGAGAGCGACAAAAAGAUGGCCAUCUUGCCUCCGCAAGCCACCGGCAGUAAGCGGUUCAAUUUGAGCGAGUUUUCCGGGAACAAAACCAUCUUUGUGGCUCAUGUGCGGCUGUUCGAUAGCAGAAGCUGCUACGUGGAAGCUUCGCCGAUAAGAGUGCUUAUUCCAGCGAAAAAAACAUCCGGGCACAUCCUGUUGGUGAUCCUGCUGCUGGUGACGGCUGUGGGUGGGCUAGUAGCAAUAACUUUACAUCUUAGACGCAAAUACAAACGCACCCGGCUCGGAGUUCACCGGCCCACCGAUAUUUACGUACAACCGAGCAUAACGGAUCAUUACAUUCCACCACCUAUGCAAAUGGUCGAAAAUAGAUUAUAUACGGAUUUAGAAAUACUGGACGCACGAGCCCGAGGGACCGCAGAUUUGCUGGAAGUGCCCCAUUCCUGCCUAAGUGUUGGCCGUGAAAUCGGCAAGGGAGCCUUCGGCCGGGUGUUCAUGGCCUGCGCAAACAAGCUGCCCGGAAGCACCGGUCCCGUCAUCGUGGCCAUCAAGCAGCUCAAGAAAAGUCCCAAAUCGGAUGAGUUUGAAGAGUUCCUGGACGAGAUCAGCAUGAUGAAACGCGUCGGCCGGCAUCCGAAUAUCGUGACGUUGCUGGGAUGCUGCACCAUCAAGGAGCCCCUCACCAUGAUUAUGGAAUACAUCGGAUGUGGCGAUUUGUUGGAGUAUCUGAGGAAAAUUCGGGUGAAACAUUUCCUCCGCAUGAGUCGAAUCGAAGCGGCCGCCCAAAAAUCCGAUGGCGUUAGCUUGCAGAGGUCCAUUUCCAAUCACUCCAAUAGCACCGUUUUUGGCCCAGCUGUCAAAUACACAGACAUUUCACACACAUCGAGUUCUAAUUCCGACACAUCCUACAUCACUCAACCGGAAACGAUACUGCGGCCGUCGUUAACAGAAACUAUGUAUACGACACUAAGUGGGCCGAAUGACCAGUUAUUACCACCGGAUCAUCCGAACAGUGGCUGGUCUCGAGAAAGCGGACCGAUUGAAUACGUGUUAGAUCACAAGGAACUUCAUGAUUUUGCUAGACAAAUUUCCAGCGGAAUGCGUCAUUUAGAAGAGAAGCAAAUCACACACAGGGACCUGGCUGCUCGUAACAUCCUGAUCGACGAGCGGAAGACAUUGAAAAUUUCCGACUUUGGUUUAUCACGUUCGGGAAUUUAUGUCAAUACACGUAAUAAAAAGGUACCCUUGCGGUGGCUUUCCCUGGAAGCAAUGCGAGACAAUUUGUACUCGAGCAAGAGCGAUGUGUGGGCCUUCGGAAUCGUGCUGUGGGAAAUUGGAACGUUAGGAGGUUAUCCUUAUCCCACCGUGAGCAAUCACGAGCUGUUGGGCUUCCUGCUCGCUGGCAAACGACUGGAGCGGCCGGAAAAUUGUACCGCGGAGCUGUACAACCUGAUGCUAAAGUGCUGGAGGACGAAUCCCGACGAGCGGCCCUCAUUCAGUCAGAUAAGCAAACAACUGGAACCGAACCGACACGUCUACAUUGAUUUCAAUGAAAUCGAACCGACCUACGUGUUUCCACCCACAUCGGAAGAAAUCCGACAGUCCAUAGCAAACAACAAAUAGGCUUAUUCACAUUUGUUCAGGCAAAAGGUUUCGUAGGUAACAACGCAAAAGAUGAGCUUGUGUUGAUUGAUCUUGUCGAAGAAAUAGUCAAUUGCUGGUAAAAUUUGUAUGAAUAACCCAUAUAGUUCAACGUGACCAAGACGUGGGAAGUAUCUACUGUACGGAGCAGCAGAUAUAAAGUUUUAAGCAACAGCAAACAACGCUUUUCUGAUAAUUAAACAUCGAUGUGAUGUGAUGCCCGAUCCUUGUAACGUUUACAAUAACUCUCACUGUUGUUUUAAACAUGUGUAGUUUCCAAAGUUUAAGAAGAAUUUUAAGAAGAAUAAGAAAACCAAAUCAUUCUGAAUGUUCCCGUAAGAGCUGUGCACGGUUGUGCGAUCAAUUGUGAUAAAAUAAACGAUUCAUUCAGACAAAAUGAAGAAAAUAAAUGAGUUGUUAUUAAAUCUGA
Molecule: messenger RNA, 3506 nt
Organism: Uranotaenia lowii
Lineage: Eukaryota; Metazoa; Arthropoda; Insecta; Diptera; Culicidae
Product: platelet-derived growth factor receptor alpha
Exons: 18
Coding region: 812-3058 (748 amino acids)
Biological process (GO): multicellular organism development; protein phosphorylation; positive regulation of kinase activity
Cellular component (GO): signaling receptor complex
Molecular function (GO): ATP binding; transmembrane receptor protein tyrosine kinase activity
Source: RefSeq, a predicted model, not a curated record